Messenger RNA from Salmo salar (Atlantic salmon), 895 nucleotides. RefSeq lists its product as uncharacterized. The record is from RefSeq and is a predicted model, not a curated record. Lineage: Eukaryota; Metazoa; Chordata; Actinopteri; Salmoniformes; Salmonidae.
UUUGAAUUUCUAUCCUCAUUUUUAGUUCCUUGGUAGAAGGAUCCAUGGACUCAGGUCUUGCCUCGUCAAGAGGAGGUUAGAGUUCACCUAUUAUGAGGACGCCCAGCAGGUGGAUAUCUCCACCACAGUGGAGGGGUUCCAGGAGAGGGGGGAUGACAUGAUGGCGUAUCAGUUCUCUACCUCUGACAUUAUCACCAUCCCUCAUGAGCCGUCCUCUGGCUCCUCUCACCAGUUCCCCCAGGAUUCUCCACCUCCCCCUCCGCCUCCCCCAUUCCCUUCCGAUUCCCCUCCACCUUACCACUUCACCCAGGACCAGGCCCAGGACCAGACCCCUGACAGCACUCCUCAGGAGUUUGUGGAGGAGCAACAUAAUGUUGCAGAUGUGCCCCAGCUGUGGAGUUACUUUGGAAACCAAGGGACAACCAACUUCUCUCUGAGGCUGGCCUGUAUCCGACGUGCUAUGGAGGCUCUGACAUCCUCAGACAGUUCCUCCCUUAAUUACCUCACCCACGCUGGGAGGAUGGUGUUGAGUGGACUGUCCAAGCUCAACCAGCAGGAUGUGAGGCAGUUUCAGCAGGCCUAUGACAUCCUGGUGAACUUCAUUAAUGAGCCAGCAAACAGGGAGCGACUAGAGCUGGAGAUGGCUCUUGUAGGAAGGCCUGGUACCUUCUUUUAUCUGCUCAUGGAAGUGAUCAUGAGGAUUCGCCCUCCUGGAGGAGCCUGGACAGAGUCUGCUGGGAACUUCUACCUCCUCAUUAAGGAUCAGAUGAAGGCGUGGUUGGACUCCAUCUUCAACCUUGAUGAGUCCAUCUAUGAAAGCCCACAGAGGCUCUCGUGGCAGGUGAUGGUGAAUCUAGAAAUGCAGGUUGACUUCCUCCUGUCCAGCCUGGAUUAA